CAAGUGCAAUCCAGUCCAUUACUGCUGCAGGUAUAUAUAUGAAGGAAGGAAACAAAAACAUGAGUUUCAUUCUUGUGGUCUUGUGCUGCAUCUUCCUUUUCCCAGGAUAUGAAGCCCAAGCUCUGUCCUAUGAUUACUCCUCCAGCAUCCAAUGUCUAGAGAACCCCCAGAAGCCAUUGUACAAUGGAGGAAUCAUCAAGAACCCAGAAUUCAAUAACGGACUUCAAGGCUGGACUCCCUUUGGAGAUUCUCAAAUCCAACACGCAGAAUCCAGAGGCAACAAAUAUAUUGUGGCUCAUAGCAGAAUUCACCCUUAUGAUAGUGUUUCUCAGAAGAUUUAUCUGCAAAAGAACAAGCUCUAUUCAUUAUCUGCUUGGGUACAAGUGAGUGGGGAAAAUGCUGCAGUUUCAGCAGUUGUGAAAACUAGAGAUGGAUUCAAACAUGGCGGUAAUGUUAUUGCAGAGUCUAAUUGUUGGUCCAUGCUUAAGGGUGGCCUUGUAGUUGAUACUUCAGGACCUGCCCAGCUCUAUUUCGAGAGCAAUAAUACUUCUGUGGAGAUAUGGGUAGACAGCAUUUCCUUGCAGCCAUUUACGCACAAACAGUGGAGACUUCAUCAAGAGCAAAGCAUUGAGAAGACACGCAAGAAAAAGGUACUGAUACAAGCAGUUGAUGAAAGAGGCAAGCCCUUAUCAAAUGCGAGCAUAUUCUUUGAGCAGAAGACGCCAAGCUUUCCUUUUGGGAGUGCCAUAAACAAGAACAUCCUCAGCAACAGUGCAUAUCAGAACUGGUUCACCUCUAGAUUCACAGUCACAGUAUUUGAGAAUGAAAUGAAGUGGUACAGCACUGAAAGCACCCAAGGCAAAGAGGACUACUCUGUUCCUGAUGCGAUGUUGCAGUUUGCCAAGCAGCACAACAUCGGUGUUCGGGGUCACAACAUAGUUUGGGAUGAUCCGAGUCAACAACCUAGCUGGGUUCCUUCACUCUCACCAGACCAGCUCAACUCAGCAGUUCAAAGAAGGCUCAAUUCUGUUGUGUCAAGAUACAAGGGCCAGCUUAUUGCUUGGGAUGUUUGCAAUGAGAAUCUCCACUUCUCAUUUUAUGAAGGCAAACUUGGGCAAAAUUUCUCACCCAAGAUUUACGAUGGUGCUCAUAACAUUGAUGCACAGACCACUUUGUUCUUGAAUGAGUUCAACACCAUCGAAGAUAGUAGAGACGGUUCAUCAACCCCUGCAAAGUACCUUGAGAAGCUCAGACAGAUCAAGGACUAUCCUGGGAAUAGUGGAUUGACCAUUGGGAUUGGGCUGGAGUCCCAUUUCUCUGGCCCUCCUAAUCUACCUUACAUUAGAUCUUCUAUUGAUACUCUUGCUGCCUCUGGUUCUCCAAUUUGGAUCACAGAAUUGGACGUCCAAAGCGACCAUAACCAGGCACAGUACUUGGAGCAGAUUCUGAGAGAGAUCCAUUCACACCCAAAUGUUCAGGGCAUUAUGUUGUGGACGGCAUGGAGUCCUAGUGGGUGUUACCGUAUGUGCUUGACUGAUAACAAUUUCAAGAACUUGCCCACAGGGGAUGUUGUGGACAAGUUGCUUCGUGAGUGGGGAUUUAAUACAAAGUUGAAAGGAACAACAGAUGCAAAUGGGUUGUUUGAGGCAAAUCUCUUCCAUGGUGACUACCAAGUGAAGGUCACUCACCCUGUUAUGACCAACUUCACUUUAUUUAAGCGAAUACAGGUGAUGCCAUUAGAUGAACCAAAGCAUAUGACCCAAGUUUUUCAACUUUCUGUUUAGUUGGGCUCUUUUCCAUAUAGUAGGUACUUUGUGUAAAAGGGGCACCACAAAGAUGGUUCUUAUAUUUUAACUAUGCCCGUCACUGUAAUAUCUUUA
This is a messenger RNA of Prosopis cineraria, 1880 nucleotides long. Its product is annotated as endo-1,4-beta-xylanase 5-like. The coding region runs from base 39 to 1784 and encodes 581 amino acids. Gene Ontology annotation, molecular function: hydrolase activity, hydrolyzing O-glycosyl compounds. The transcript has 8 exons. Lineage: Eukaryota; Viridiplantae; Streptophyta; Magnoliopsida; Fabales; Fabaceae. Gene Ontology annotation, biological process: carbohydrate metabolic process. The record is from RefSeq and is a predicted model, not a curated record.